[Torrubiella] hemipterigena is the source of this 2493-nucleotide messenger RNA. The record is from the annotation of a GenBank genome assembly. NCBI's taxonomy places the organism in Eukaryota, Fungi, Ascomycota, Sordariomycetes, Hypocreales, Clavicipitaceae.
CCCCACUAGAUCAACAGCUCUGUGACGCAACAACCCUCCAUAGAAUCGUUACACCACAGCUAGAGUGCUGCAAAUAUCAAACACUAUAAACCUUACAGCUUUAUCACUGCUGUUGAUCACGGCUCUGUGCGCAGCAUGACUGUCAAGGUGAUUAACCAGGAUGAGCACCAGGUUGCUCACCUAAUUAAGCAGCUUGAAACAGCGAGCAAAGAUAAGCGAAAGAGUUCGGUGUCAGUCAGAAAGACAGCAUUUGACGUGAAAGGAUCAACAAUUCGGCAAAGGGUCUUCUCAUGGAGGUUUCAAGACUGGGACUAUAAGAAGAAGGAAUUACCAACACAUGCUCGUGGUCUCUUCACUACAACUACACGAAAUAUUCCCGAAAUCGCAGUCAGAGGGUAUGAUAAAUUUUUCAACACUGGAGAAGUCUCUGAAACGAAGUGGGAAAAUAUCAUUUCUAAAACGACGCCACCGUACGAAUUGACUUUGAAAGAAAACGGCUGCAUUAUUUUCAUUGCUGGUCUUGAAGAUGAAACUCUCUUGGUUUGCAGUAAACAUUCAACCGGAGAUCGGCCUGGGCAAAUAAGCCAUGCAAAUGCAGGAGAGAGAUGGCUGGAAAGACAGCUUGCGACAAUUGGCAAAACAAAACAAGAUCUUGCCAGAGAACUUCGCAGCCGAAACGCAACUGCGGUCGCCGAACUCUGCGAUGACAGCUUUGAGGAGCAUGUGCUCGCGUAUGGGCCUGACAAAGCCGGAUUGUACUUGCAUGGUUUGAAUUUUAACUUGCCGGAAUUUGCAACGUAUCCUAGUGCCACAGUCCAAGAGUUUGCGGAUAACUGGGCUUUUCGCCAAACGAAUUUCAUUACGAUGAAUGAUAUACAAGAAGUCAAAACGUUCCUUGAGGAUGCUGCAUCUACUGGAGCAUACGAUGGCCGCGAUAUUGAAGGCUUUGUGAUUCGGUGCAAAAUGUCUCCAAGCCCGGGUUUGGUGCCCUAUCAUGAUUGGUUCUUCAAGUUCAAAUUUGAAGAGCCAUACCUAAUGUACCGACAGUGGAGGGAGUGUACGAAAGCUCUAAUCAGUGGAAGAGAGCCCCGAUACAGCAAACACUCCAGAAUUACAGAAGAAUACUUGCACUACACAAAGCAACGGUUAAUAUCAGAUCCAUCAAUGGCGAAGCUUUACACUCAAAACCAUGGGAUCAUAGCCCUGAGGGAUGAAUUUUUGCAAUUCAAGAAUUUAAAUGGUUCAGAGGCUGCCAAUAUUGACUCCGAAGACGUCACAGCUGUCAUGUCCAAUGUGACAGACCAAAUAGUUCUCUGUCCUAUUGCUACCAUUGGCUGCGGCAAAACCACAAUCGCUCAUGCCCUCACAACAUUAUUUCAAUGGGGACAUGUUCAGAAUGACGACAUCUCUGGCAAGGGAAGACCUCCAAGAUUUGCUAAAGCUAUAGUGGACGCGCUCAAGAGCCACCAGGUUGUCUUUGCCGACAGGAACAACGCCCAGAAGCAUGAGCGAAAGCAAAUUAUCACAGAUUUGAAACUAGAUAUCCCAGAUGUCAAACUUGUGUGCCUACAUUUCGUACACAAUGAAGAAGAUAUCGCGAAAAUCAGAGAUAUUACGCGAAAGCGUGUGGUGGACCGUGGUGACAAUCACCAAACAAUCCAUGCUGCUACGGAUGGGUCUAAAUAUAUGAAGGUUAUGGACGGCUUUUUUGAACGAUUUGAGCCUUGCAAUCCUAUUUCAAGACCAGAUAAUGGAUUUGAUGUUGUGAUCAAACUGGAUCCAACUGCUGGGUCCCGGGCUAACCUUGAGGCCGUGAUAUCCGGACUCAACAAAGCCUUUCCUGAUCUCUUCGAAGAAAUUCCAAAUCAAGCAGAUUUGGAUAGAGCAGUGGAAGCUGCGUUGACCUACAAACCAGGCGUGAAACAGAGAGUUGUCGAGCGCGCGGUCCUUAAGCCCACCGCCGGCUCGAAGCGUAAGCAACGGCUAGAAUAUGUGGCUAUUGCGAUACCUAAGGAUUUUAUCAACAAAAUGCUUGAUAAGACGUUCUCAGGGGUAAAAAAAGAGAAAUCUCGCAUGUUCAUGCAACUGAAACAAACCAGACGCAUACAGAACGAGUUCCACGUUACUCUAAUGCACCGCGCUGCCGAAUCUGAUAACCCAGAGCUUUGGAAGCGGUAUGCCAUGCUGCACGAUGCUACUGACGAGAAAAAUCCUGAUAUGGGAUCUUGUUCUGUAUUUAUGGAAAGGAUUGUUUUUGAUGACCGGUUGAUGGCGGUGGUGGUACGUAUUGACGACCCGGAAGGUAACUGGGUUUGUGCAAACCGGGUUGCACAUAUUACAAUAGGCACCCGAGACAACUCAGUAAAACCCAAGGAGAGUAAUGAUUUGCUUGCUAAGUGGUUGGAUCACGGCCUCAUUAAUGGCAUGGACGAAAUUAUGUUGUCCGAUGCACAGGUAGUCGCAGGAACCGUACGUGGAGUCCUAUCCAGAUAA